Molecule: messenger RNA, 4805 nt
Organism: Thalassophryne amazonica
Lineage: Eukaryota; Metazoa; Chordata; Actinopteri; Batrachoidiformes; Batrachoididae
Product: protein kinase C epsilon type-like
Exons: 16
Coding region: 961-3282 (773 amino acids)
Biological process (GO): protein phosphorylation
Molecular function (GO): ATP binding; diacylglycerol-dependent serine/threonine kinase activity
Source: RefSeq, a predicted model, not a curated record
GCAAGCUCCCAAAAAUCUGACACUGAACGCUGUCCUUGACUAAUUUACUGGCAAAUCUGUAAUACUGAUCCCAGUGCCCCCUAAUUUAUUUGUAAUUCUGCCUAUUUUUGUACAGUCCCAUAGCUAUCCUUGAUCUAACUUAUUUCUAUACCCAGAACACUGGCCCCAGUCACCCCUAAUAUAACAUGCCCUGUUUUCUCUCUCUUUUUUGGCUGUGAACUCCUCCGUGGCAGCAGCAGGCUCCCAAAAAUCUGACACUAAAUGUUGUCCUCGACUAAUUUACUGGCAAAUCUGUAAUGCUGAUCCCAGUGUCCCCUAAUUUAUUUGUAAUUCUGCCUAUAUUUUUGUGCAGUCCCAUAGCUAUCCUUGAUCUAACUUAUCUGCAAACCCGUAACACCGGCCCCGGUCUCCCCUAAUAUAACGCGCCAUUAUUUAUUUAUUAUUUAUUGCCGUUAACUCCUCCGCCAGUCGCAGCAGCAGCAGGCUCCCAGAAAUCCGACGUGUUUUUUUGUUUGUUUGUUUGUUUUUUUCUCACCUCCUGUCCCGCGGAGAAGCGAGCGGAGCAGCGGAGCUCAGAGCAGGAGGAGCCCGCUGUCCGCGCACCCACCUGCUGCCCGCCCGCUCCCGCCGUCCCUCCCCUCCCUCUGCGGCUGUCUGCAGCCGCUGUCGGCUCGCUGCGGUCCGGCUGCAACAUCCCAGAUGCGCCGCUGCCACGGAGGCGCCUGGACACGCCCAGAACGCGCCUCGGUUCCCGGUUGAGUGCUCGCACGGAGCCCCGGUUCCGAGCUGUGAGGAACCAUGACAGACCGCCUCAGUUCGGGGGCCUCGGCCGCUGCUGAUCUUGUUUGUUUGGACGUAUUUCGCGUCAGUUUUUAAAGUCCGGACCCAGAACUCAAAGUGAGACCAAAACAUAUUUUGACUCGAAGGGGAUUUGUGGAGUUCUGGAGCCGUUUCACCGCCAUGGUGGUCUUCAACGGACAGCUGAGGAUCCGGAUCUGCGAGGCUCUGGACCUCAAACCCACAGCCUGGUCCCUGCGUCACGCCGUCGGCCCGAAGACUCAGACCUUCCUGCUCGACACCUACAUCGCCCUGAACGUGGAUGAUUCCCGCGUGGGCCAGACGUCCACCAAGCAGAAGACCAACAGUCCGGCGUGGAACGACGAGUUCACCACGGAGGUCCACGACGGCCGCAGGAUCGAGAUGUCCGUCUUCCACGACGCGCCCAUCGGCUACGACGACUUCGUGGCGAACUGCAUCAUCCAGUUUGAAGACAUUCUGCACAACGGCAGCAAACACUUCGAGGACUGGAUUGAUCUGGAACCGGAGGGGAAGGUGUAUGUUGUUAUUGACCUAUCAGGAUCUUCCAGUGAAGCUGCAGUGGGCUCCAGCGACAAUGAAGAACGCGUCUUUCGGCAGCGGAUGCGUCCCAGAAAGCGACAGGGGGCCGUUCGCCGGAGGGUCCACCAGGUCAACGGACACAAGUUUAUGGCCACGUACCUGCGGCAGCCCACCUACUGCUCCCACUGCAGGGACUUCAUCUGGGGCGUUUUAGGAAAGCAGGGCUACCAGUGUCAAGUGUGUACUUGCGUGGUCCAUAAACGCUGCCAUGAGCUGAUCAUUACCAAAUGUGCAGGAAUGAAGAAGCAAGAGGACACCAUUGGGGAGUCAGUCGGGUCUCAGAGGUUCAGCGUCAAUGUGCCACAUAAGUUCCACAUCCACAAUUUUAAAGUUCUCACCUUCUGUGACCACUGUGGUUCUCUGCUGUGGGGUCUACUGAGACAAGGACUCCAGUGUAAAGUGUGUAAAGUGAAUGUUCACAGGCGCUGUGAGAGUAACGUGGCUCCUAACUGUGGCGUGGAUGCCAGAGGCAUUGCCAAAGUCCUCUCUGACCUUGGAGUGACGCCAGACAAGAUCUCCAACAGUGCCCAGAGACGGAAGAAGUUCCCUCCAGGUCAGGACCAGACGUCAUUAUCGGGGAUCUCGCAGACAGAAGACGACUGCUCACAGUCUGCCCCCACCUCCCCGUGUGACCAGGACAUGAAGGAGUUGGAGAACAUCCGGAAGGCUCUGUCCUUUGACCACCGCGGAGAUGACCACAAAACAAACCCGUUGUCGUCUUCUUCCUCACCUGCUGCUGCCAUACCAGGGGACGGACACGGAGGAGGAAGGGAUGGCAGCGAAGGCGCAGGUGAAGAAGGAGAAGGAGGCCGUCCAAACGGAGAGGUUAAAAGUCAUUGCACUGCAGAGACCAAGAUGAUGAACCUGCAAGACUUUGUGUUCAUCAAGGUUUUGGGCAAAGGCAGCUUUGGAAAGGUUUCAUCACGUGUCCAGGUGAUGUUGGCGGAGCUCAAAGGCAGCGAUGAGGUGUUCGCCGUCAAGGUGCUGAAGAAAGACGUGAUUCUCCAGGAUGAUGAUGUGGACUGCACCCUGACUGAGAAACGUAUCCUCGCCCUGGCCAGGAAGCACCCCUACCUGACCCAGCUCUACUGCUGCUUCCAGACCAAAGACCGCUUGUUCUUUGUGAUGGAGUAUGUUAAUGGGGGUGACCUGAUGUUUCAAAUUCAAAGGUCCAGAAAGUUUGACGAGGCACGAUCUCGUUUUUAUGCUGCUGAAGUCACUUCUGCACUGAUGUUCCUGCACCGGCAUGGAGUCAUUUACAGAGACUUGAAGCUGGACAACAUACUGUUGGAUGCUGACGGUCACUGCAAGUUGGCAGACUUUGGGAUGUGCAAAGAGGGAAUCCUCAAUGGAGUCACCACGACCACCUUCUGUGGGACACCAGACUACAUAGCACCUGAGAUCCUCCAGGAGCUGGACUAUGGUCCGUCGGUGGACUGGUGGGCACUGGGGGUGCUGAUGUACGAGAUGAUGGCAGGGCAGCCGCCGUUUGAAGCCGACAAUGAAGACGACCUGUUUGAGUCCAUCCUCCAUGACGAUGUCCUCUACCCCGUCUGGCUCAGCAAGGAGGCCGUGUCCAUUCUCAAAGCGUUCAUGACCAAAAGUCCGAGCAAGCGCCUGGGCUGUGUGGUAGCCCAGGGUUUGGAGGAAGCCAUUAAGCUCCACCCUUUCUUCAGAGAUAUCGACUGGACGCUGCUGGAGCAGAGGAAGAUCAGGCCACCAUUCAAACCCCGCAUUAAAACCAAAAGAGACGUGAACAAUUUUGACCAGGACUUCACGCGUGAGGAACCCGUGCUGACGCCGGUCGACGACAGCAUUGUCAAACAGAUCAACCAAGACGAGUUCAAAGGAUUCUCCUACUUCGGAGACGAGACUGUGGCCUAGACACGCCCACAAGUGUACAAUUAACCACAUACACACACAAACAUGUACACACAUGAAACACAAUCAGACACACAGUAUUUAUUGAAAUAGGAGAUAAAAAACCUUUGCAAUGAAAGCUCUUGAACUUUUCCAGUCUGAGCACUCCAGGAAUUAUACUAGACCAUCUGUGACUCAAUUCCGUGCUCGUGCUGCUUGUUUGUUUGUGCGGCGUCACGUCAUUUCUUACAGUAUUUGACCUGCACUGACGUACUUUAAGAGAUGACCCAAUGCUAUGUCACGGGGGGCCUUGCGUAUAAUCGUCGCAUACGCACAAAACGGGGCUUGAAAAUAUCAGCCGUCAUUUUAUGACGUGAUAUGAUAAGAUGAUAACAUAAGAUUUGUGAAGUAUUUAAACUUGAAAAGGUGCACUCCUGUACAGGACCUCUGGUGCAUUUGUACUGAUCAUUAGCGGGAUAUCGCGGUUCUUUAAUGUCAAAUAAUUGGUUCAGAUUCUGUCUGCCAACUGCAAGAGUUUUACUCCAGUGUUGUUAAUGUGUACCAUAUUUAUUUAUAUAAAAAUUUACCACUAAGAUUUUAAAAGAGUCAGGCGCUAAUUAACGUGACCCAGUUAAAGAUCAGGCGGCAGUUUGCCGCUGAGAUAAUCAGGGGGCAUCGAAUGUUGUCUAUAGUGUAAAUCCCACAAAUAUUCUGGGGUUUAGAUGACAUAAAUGGAAAUUUUAUUGACUUGAACUCAUUAUUAUUGGUUUGGCGCCUGAGCAAGCUCAUGUCACUCAUUUGUACUUCACUCCAACCACCACAAGGUGGCACUGCAGCCUCUACAAAGGGUGAAUGUCAGUUCUCGCAACCAUCAGAUCAGAUUAUAGAUGUUACGGUGUGACCAAGGCUGAGCUGGUAGAGCGAACUGCUCACGAUCCCGAGUUCACAUUGGUUGAUUAAUGAGGGAGAAGUGAUGUAACAUUCAUGACGACCGUGACUGGCAGACGCCAACUUUCCCUGGUUGUUUUUGGUCAAAUCAGGGGACUCCUGCGGAGUGUUCAGCCCCAUUUUUCAGGAAUGAUCUCAAUUCUACCGUAUUUGGUAGAAUUAACUGGACUUGCGUGGACGACUGGACGUACUUGAUGGAUUCUACUUGUAGAUCGUUCAUCAAUGGUGGGUCACGGGAAUUCAAGAGGCGUCCACCCCUCAUGAUUUGAGUUCACACGAAGUUAAAUCAGACUAUUUUAAAUUUUCAGUAUGAAUUCCACAGUGGCUUUUAUAAAUGAGGCCGCUGGUCUGUGUGUGUGUGUGUGUGUGUGUGUGUGUGUGUGUGUGUGUGUGUGUGUGUGUGUGUGUGUGUGUGUGUGUGUGUGUGUGUGUGUGUGUGAGAGAGAUAGAUAAUGUGUGUAUCAAUGUUCAUGCAUGCGUAGCUGCUUCAAGUCAUUUCUGUCCUCUGUGUUCUGUGUCCAUCUCCGUAGUUAAACUGUUUUUCCGCCCCACAGACGUACGCAAAUGGAAACUUUUUAUUGAACCAGUGAUUUUUUUUU